CACAUCCGGGACAUUCGGAUGUCAUAACAUUGUAUCCUACAACGGACUGAUGCAUUGUUUGCCUCUCGUGUAGCUCUAACGGCAAUGAUACACGUCGUUUCGGCACUGCAAGACACGACAUGGACAGACGACAGCCGGUCGCUUCGCCUAACCCUCAAGACAAGCGCGAUCUCGAACGUUACGUGAAAUUUUUCACUCAAAAGGCCGUUCAACUCGUUGUACAGUCGAGAAAGGGAGGAAAACAGAGAACGACGUCGAAACCGAACUCAACAGGAGAAGACUGGUUCAAUAUCGUCGUGGUUGACGAUACGAAGUUGAAUGUGGAGACAAAGGAUUUUUUGCUGCGAUGCCCAUUGGCCGUUGGGACUCAGCCGUUGUGUGUUGAGAUAUCUCUACAGACGGGCGAGAGGCAGUCACUGGUGCUUGAAAACUGGACAAUAAUUCUUAGGAAACGAUCCGAGCGCAACGUUGGCCAUCCGUCGGUUGUGUACAGUCGAUUGGGGCUGCUGCUCAGAUCCAUUCUGUCCGUGUCUCGGACAUUGCCUGCAUACAGAAUGGCAAGGAAACAGAUGGAUGGAAUGACAUUAGCAUAUAGGUUGCACUCUGAGACAUCAGGGAGAGCAUCAUUGGGAGAAGGAUAUCGUAGUUUGUCUUUGGGAGCUGUUUCAAGUGUUAUUGGAUCUCUUUCGGUGGUGAUUGACUACAGAACGAGUAUGGUGUUGUCGAGCAGUUCUGUAAGGUCUAAUGCUACACACAACCCUACAACAUCUGUACCAGAAUCACCUGCACUGCCUCAACACGACCCCGAAGUUUGGAGAAAUACAGGACCAGAACGUCAUGUUAGACAGCCAGUUGGAGAAGACAAGGUUGAUGGUGGGAGACACAGAGUGUCGCUGGGAAAGCUGCUGCAGCCAUGGCAAGCAACAUCAGGAAAUGUUGUACGGCAAGAUUCUAAUUCAAGUCAAUAUGAGGACAUCCCAUUCAGUGCAUUGCUCACUCAUGCAGCUCAACUACAAGAAACGAGUACAAACAACGACACCAUCGACCACCACGUAUGCAUACAAUCCAAUAAACUUUUCAACUCAUGCAUUCAGUCCCACAUGCUGUUUCAUCAUCAGCUGUCCAGACAACCUUCAGUGGAUGAACCUAACACAACCCAGUCAACUCCCAUGACAACAUCGGCUGACGACUUCGUUGUCGUUCAUCUAGCACAAAUUGCGACACCGUUUGCAUCUGCAACGUCAAGUAGUGUAUUGGAACUGUACAGACAUUGUCAAGCGGUCAGCCAGUUGCCAGUUUUUCAGGAAAAGAAAGCACGGCAGAUAGGAAAGGUGACUUUGCUAGCCGACUUGGCAAAGAUGGAAGAAGAAAGUGAUGAGCUGGAUCAUUUCUUAGACAUUCUGUAAACGUGUUCAUUGUUGUCAAAAAGAAUCUGUAAGGAUGUAUGUACAUGACUGUAAUUAGCGUCAAUGAGUAUGAAGUUUCUUAUAAAAGUGUAUCGUAGUUGUGCAGCACUUUGAAUGCCACACUUAUUUUCGUAUUUUUGAACUUGUACGUACACACAUUGUUGUGAAACAGAAACGUUAAGUGAUAUAAAAAAAAAGUUAGAAAAACAGAACAAGCCGGGAUGUCUCAGCUAAUUGAAUUGGGUGUUGUGUGCAUUGAUGUGUUAUUGUGAGUUAUUGGUAUGAUAUGACGUCAUUGGUAUGGUACUAUGACUUCAUUAUUGAUAUGAUAUUGUGUCAUUAUUGGUAUGAUAUUAUGAUGUCAUAUACGUUGGCAUGUCAACAGCAGCUUGAAAGUCAUCGUGAUUGGUAUGAGACUUGAAGCUGUUUGGUUAAUGAUUUUGUGGCUGAUUGACGUGUUUAGUUGUGAUGUGGAAUGGUAGUUAUACGAAUAGCAGGACAAGUGUUCUCGAAGAGAGGAAAGAGGGGGUGUCGUUAGGGAGCAAGCGUGUGAGUGGAAAUGCUGGAUGUUGUGAUUUGGGGUUUAAACGGAAGAAGCGGGUGAGAAAGAACAAAUCGGCUUAUGACUCGAAAAAGGCCAACUACAAUAUCGUAGCAAACAGCAGCAAAGAGUCUAUUGAAUCAAGAAAAGAAGACCUUGUCCUGCCACAACCCUCAUCAGUAAAGCAUGCAACUCAAUCAGAACAAAAUGAAACACCAAAAGACGAAAGCCGUUCAAGCAAGACGACCAUACAAGGCAGACCAGAUCAAGUAUCAAGAGACAGUAUAACUGAGCAGAGGAAAAUGAGAAGGAGCAAUGAAUUAGACUGUGACAAGCCUAUCAACUGUGAUAAUGAACACGAUCGUGUGAAUGCAAGGGAAAGGAGAGAGAGGGAGCAAGUUGAUAUUGAUGAGCUAAUUGACAUGAUUGAUGAUCUGAAACAGAAGGGAGAAGAGAAAGUUAAAGUGCCUGUCGUCUCUUGUCGUCCUAGUAAUGUGCCUCAUGUCACAACUGGAAGUCGAAUGAGCAACGUUAAGACCAACCACAAAAGGAUUAGAAAGCUCAUGGCGGAGACUGAACUAGACAUUGACAAAAUGAUACAAGACAUCAACGAGUUGGCAGAAGAAGCAAAACAAAACAAUCGACUUUGAUGUCAGUCAAGUCACCCAAUCCCAACAGACGUCCCUUCUGUAAAAUACCGUAUAUCAACAGCACUAAGUAAGAGACAACAAAUGCAAACAAAAUUAUUACAAUCAAUUGCAGUCGUUGUCCACAUACAGUAUGUAUGAAUACAUACAGAGUACGUGUAGGUAUGUAUGACAAGUGCACAUUGACAACUGAGAUUUCAUUCU
Messenger RNA from Corticium candelabrum, 2798 nucleotides. RefSeq names its product autophagy-related protein 13-like. Lineage: Eukaryota; Metazoa; Porifera; Homoscleromorpha; Homosclerophorida; Plakinidae. The record is from RefSeq and is a predicted model, not a curated record. Bases 120 to 1406 code for a protein of 428 amino acids. Gene Ontology annotation, cellular component: phagophore assembly site; cytosol; Atg1/ULK1 kinase complex. The transcript has 14 exons. Gene Ontology annotation, biological process: mitophagy; piecemeal microautophagy of the nucleus; protein localization to phagophore assembly site.